Messenger RNA from Monoraphidium neglectum, 1194 nucleotides. RefSeq lists its product as hypothetical. The record is from RefSeq and is a predicted model, not a curated record. The transcript has 3 exons. Lineage: Eukaryota; Viridiplantae; Chlorophyta; Chlorophyceae; Sphaeropleales; Selenastraceae. Bases 1 to 1194 code for a protein of 397 amino acids.
AUGCGCGAGCUGCUGGCUCGGCUGCGGCGGGCGGGGUGCGCAGAGGGCGACGACACAAUUGCCCAGGUCCACUGCGCAGUCUGCAAGGCCAGCUCCGAGCGCGCCCGCGCAGCCGCGGCGCAAGAGGUGGCGCGCUCCGAGGAGGCGUUGCUGGCGCUUGUCGCCGCCAUGAGCGGCGGCGCCGACGCGGCGCGGAACGACGCGACGACGGCGCUGCUCACGAUCGCAAAGGCCGGCCCAGAGUGCAAGAGCGCCAUCACGCGGCACCCGCGUGUGCUGUCGGCGUUGGCCUCCGCGGUCAGCGGGGAGGUCCGCUCGAGCAGAUGCGCGCUGGCGGUGAUAGGCUUUGUGAUCGGACCCUCAGGCAGCAGCAGCACCCACGCCACUGCCAGGCGCGUCGGCAAGGCCGAGGGCAUGUUUGACGCGCUCGCAGGGGCUCUGGCCGCCGCCGAUUGCGGCGUCUCCGGGCUCGCCGCGUCGGCCAUCGCCAUGCUGUGCAAUGCGUUGCCUGGUUGGCUGCAGCGCGUGCGCCGCAACGACGGCGGCGCCUUCGACGCAGCGCUGGCGGCGCUGCGGUCAGGCGUGGGGCCGAGCGCGGAGCUCGUUGCGCUCGCCACACAGGGCUCGUCAGGCUGCGCGGCGCGCGUCGCGGCGGACAGCGAUGCGCUGCGUGUGCUGUGUGUCAUGGCGGCCGGGGGUGUCGUGACCGUCAUCGCCGGGUGUCCCGCCAGCGCGGCGGGAGCGCUGGCCAGUCUCAUCAAGGCCGGCCACGCGGCCAGCGUCGAGGCGGCCAGCGAGGCGGUGGCAGACGCUGGGGGCGGCACAGCGCAGCGGGGCGCUCCGGGCGAGGGUGCACCUGAAGCCCAGGCUCUCAGCCAUGGCUCCGCCUCUGCCGCCGCGGCGCCCGGCGUGCCUGCCGCUGCAACGGCAGCCGCCAGCAGUGGCUUAGCUCCAGAGGCGCAACAGCAGGCGCGCGAUCAAGAUCAGGGGGAGCAGCAGGAGGCUAGGCCUCCCAAGGCUUGCGCGGCCUGCGGCAAGACCAAGGCGGACGGCGCCGUGCUUCGACGCUGCCGCGGCUGCGGUGACGUCACCGGCGUCAGGUACUGCAGCGAUGCGUGCCAGCGCAGCGCCUGGAAGGAGCACAGGCAGGCGUGCAAGGCUGCACAGCUGAGCGGCGACGCGGGGAGCUCGUAG